AUGCUCGUCCUGAGAGUGCUUUUCCCCAUGUUCGCUUCAAUUGGGCUUUCGUGGGCCUCUGCAUCUGUGGCACUUGCUAUGGUGGUCCUCGCGUACUCCCGAUCUGUGCCACUUAUCCUGAUCACAGCACUGGAAUACGCAGCUGGAUUGUCUCAAGUCGCCUGUCUAUGGAGCAGAGACCACAAUUUCAACCGCGCCUGUGUGAUAAUAAAUCUUCUGUCCGUCCCUGUUGUCAUAUACUGGCUGGAGACCGUGCUCGAGGCUCCGUCCAAAUGCAAGUACAUGAAGCUUGCCAUGCUCACCACGUACAUUCUGUCGUGUCUCUUCAAGCUAACAGCCGGCCGUCGGCCGGUAAAACUUCCGGACCCAGAAGCGAACGUCAGGAACAAGCACUCUUCCCAGACUUUGGUGGACGAAAUGGCAGAGAAAAUCAUGGACGUCCACUGCCAAAAGUCUCUCGACCCAUUGCAACCAGCAGAAAUACAUGAUCAACGUUCUAAGCAGGACUCAGAAAAUUCAGAAAAAAUGUCAGACCAGAACGUCUCAUCCGAGUCUUUCCACCUGCACUUCAAGGCUGACGUCCAAGCACAGCAGCUCCUGCAAUCGAAGAUGCCACAAAUGCUACCACAGCUGGAAGAAACUCUGGCACCAAUGUCAUGUUCUUCUGCCGAGCUCGAGAAUAUUACAGAAGUACCAAAGCCGCACUGGGCUAGCCCAGCAGACCCGGGCCUCAACCACGUCUCGCUGGAGGCCUGGAACGAACACUCUCGCCAAUGGCACGAGGAACAGCAGCUCUGGGGAAACAAUUUCUUCAAGCGGCCGGAUCUCACCAGGUCGUUCAGCGACCUGUCCUCAGUGCUGACAGGCUACCAUUCGCAGGGCACCCAGUCACGGUCCAGGUCUUCCACUAUCACCAGGCAUUCACGUGGCUCGCCGUCGAGGUCGAUCCGCAAGUCGCCUUCGUUGCAUUCGACUUCCAGCAGCCCGCUCAAGAGACUGCGCAGUCUCAAAUUCAAAAAGCGUCUCGGGCAUUCCCAGUCGCAGCCAGAACUCAACUUCGAGUUCCUCAAGUCGCUCCAGACGUCCCCGAUCCGCACACACCAGUACCAAAAGCCGCUUUCCUCAAACUUCAAAACGCCCAGCAGCUCGCCGGUCAAAUCGGUUGCAGGAGUGUCUGUGCGGCACUUAAACGAAAGUCUCACCCCAGAGAGCCAGUUAAGUGACCGCUCCAACGACAGCAGCGUCCCGUCUGCGGUGGUCGGGGCCUACGACCGCGAAAAAUGGCACACAAUUAAAAGCCAGCUCAUGCUUGAGGCCCAAGAUAACACGGGUCCAAGGGAGGAACGCUCUCCUCUACGGAGCUGUGCAUAA
Ogataea haglerorum is the source of this 1371-nucleotide messenger RNA. RefSeq lists its product as uncharacterized. Lineage: Eukaryota; Fungi; Ascomycota; Pichiomycetes; Pichiales; Pichiaceae. The coding region runs from base 1 to 1371 and encodes 456 amino acids. The record is from RefSeq and is a predicted model, not a curated record. The transcript has a single exon.